UGAGUUUGUUUUGGGUUCACUCCGUUCACCCCUUUAACACCAACCAACCCAACCCUCUCAGGGGCUACUCUCCAUGCUUGAGAUUGUUUUUUGGCCCACCCAACGACCGCUCCCCGUUCCCAAGGCUCCAAAUUGGCAGUUUUUUGACACUGCCCGUUUCCUCCUCGUCAAGCCACCUGGCCAAACGAGAGCGUGACUGCUCUUGACUUGAUAUCCACUCUCUCCAUACUCGCUCUCUCGCUCUCGCUCUUAUGGCCCAUCACGACAAUGGGACGGCGGGUUCGGGGGCCGCCGCCACCGCCGCUUCUUUCACCCGAAACCCCUUGGUCUCCGGUUCCACUAGCGCCACGCCCGCCGGCGCUCCCGUGGUGUCCACCUCCUCGAGUGCCUCGGCCCCUACGCUCGCCACGGCCGUCCCCGCUGUCCCCGCUCCCGCCCCACUCUCCGCGCCCCUAGCCAGCAGCACUUUGGUGGGCCAAUUCGAGAGCGGCUUCGCCUCCAUUCUAAGCGCCCUUACCCAAGAGGAAGACUCGGCCAAGACGGAUCAGGACACGCCUCGCGCCUCGGGUGACGCCCUCAAGGCCGAUCAAGAGGAGAAGAUGUCGCAUUUCAUGGAGCUGGCGCGGAGCUUGGAGAGCUUCUUCCUGCAAAAGCGGAUGCUCAUUCACAGCCACAAACCGGAAUUGAUCUUGAAGGAGGAAUCCGCUGACAUGAAGCAAGAAAUGGCCAAGAAGGACGAGCUCAUCCGACGACACUACGACAAGUUGACCCAAUGGCAAGCUUUACUCCAAGAUAUGCAGGGCAACAACACGGGUUCGACGGCUAAUCCCACCGGAUCCAAUGCCCUGGGACCCAACGGACCCGCCGGAGCGGCGGCCACAGGUGCCCCCAGUUUACCGGGGGGUCCCCGCGGACCGAGUUCCCUUCUCCCGCCUACGGGACCGGGUGCGCCCAUUCAACCGGGUGUGGGCGCGCCUCAAGGGGGCUUUGUGCCUGGCAACAACUACCGGAUGCAAGCCGUGCCCAUGGGUGCCCAUGGCGAUCAUUUAUCCUAUCUGGAAAAGACCACCACCAAUGUGGGUGCUCCAAGCAUGUCCCGAUGACUUUAGCCAACUCCUUGAGACCCUUGUGCCGUGGUCCAUUCAUCGGUUCUCAGUAUUACUCACUCGCCUCCAUUUGGGCUCAGACUUUUUCCAGCCAAAGACAGCCUCAUGAGUUGUGAGCGCCUUCUUACCUUGGGUGUCUUUGAUUCUGCCGACGAUUUUUUGAGAACCCACGUCAAUCCAAUCCAAUCAGCGGUAAUUUAGCUUAACCGAGAUCAAUAAAAUGUAUCCGGAUUGGCGCCCAGA
Tigriopus californicus is the source of this 1349-nucleotide messenger RNA. It is a transcript of the gene MED28, whose product is annotated as mediator of RNA polymerase II transcription subunit 28-like. Gene Ontology annotation, cellular component: mediator complex. The coding region runs from base 252 to 1103 and encodes 283 amino acids. The transcript is spliced from 2 exons. NCBI's taxonomy places the organism in Eukaryota, Metazoa, Arthropoda, Copepoda, Harpacticoida, Harpacticidae. The record is from RefSeq and is a predicted model, not a curated record.